UGUUGAUGGAAACACAUAAGCGCGAUAGCAAAAUUUUGUCAUGUCGUUGAGUUGAGUGUAUAGUCAGAGAGUGUGUAUGCAAAAUGUCGCCCGACCAAAUUCGAUAGCGGGUGCUAUUUUGUUGACUAUUUAAAUCGAAUAAACAAUUGUGCAACCAAAUUGAUUGAAAUAAACUCGAUAGCAUUUGUGUGUAAGUCCAAUUGCAUUUUCAGCGUAUGGUCCCAAAAUAAGAGAGUGUGGAAAAAAAAUAACCAGUACGGAAAUGAAAAUUUAGCUGCAAAACACACGAAGAACAGUGAGAGUGAAUUGUGUGUGCAACUAUUUGAGAAAUGCAGCCUCAAGCUCUGGUGCCCGUGUGAAUUUUGUUUGUUGUUGUCAUUUCGAGAGCAGAGGAAAGAGAGAGAGUGGUGGCUCUUUGCCAAUCAGUGUGUUCUUCCAUCAGUGUUUCCAGUGUCUUUUUUUGUUGAUUCGAUUGCGGAGGCAUUUGGUGUUCGAGAAGAAGAGGAAAGUGAAGCAGAAAAGGAGCAUAGUCAGUCCUCUUUUUUGUGUGUGGCGUGACAAGCGAACAUUGCCACCAAAAUUAUCAGCGGAAAUUCAACAAACGCAAUUCCAAGAAAAAAGGCUCUGUUUGGCAAACAAAUUACAUACAAAUGUGAAAACCAAUUUUUUUUAUUCGACAAACUCAAACACGGUGAGACGGUGUAUAUGCUUAUGCCUUCAUAGAGAAGUAGAAAAAAAACAAUCUCAAGAGUUUUUUUUGGUUAUUUUCGUACGAGCAACUCGGUGUGUGUAUGUCAUACACAAAACGAAAUCGAAAGAAAUACUGACGACGCCAUCAGUCCGGUUUAUGUUUGUUUAGUCAUGUGUUUUGACAGUCAAUCCAAUUCAUUUUUAAUUUGGAAUGCACGAAACCAACGACGAUAAAACAACGAAGUAAAACAGAACCCACAAAAUAAAAAAAAACUAAAUUAUGAACGAAAAUCGACGACAAACUUCAAACACCAUCAUAUUUUUCAGUAUUUGCCAUGGCCUUUGUUUCACCUGAAUGAAACUUAUCAGCAUAAAGUUUUUAAUUGUUACCAAAGACAAAUCGAACACAAAAAGAAAUCAACAAACUUCGCAUAAUAUUUCAAAUCGUUUAUUUUAAUCGUGAUCAUCACACCUACAGAGAUCGGUGAGAGAGAAAAAAAGAGGGAGAAAAGACUUUAUUAUACGUCAUAAAUGUUAUGCAAAUAUUAUUAUUCAUUUGGACUUUUGUCGUCUCUUAAUUUUGUCCAAUAAAUUGUUUAUUGUGUUUUCACAAAAUUUGUUAAAAAAAAUGCUGAUUAUGUGGUGAUUGUGCUUAGAGAAGAACCAAAUAAAUUAACAAGUGCUGUUUGUUUUGUGGAAAAAAAGGUUCACAAUGACUUGAAAGUGCGCGCACAAAUGAGGUGUUUGCAAUAAAAAUUGACGAAGAUUAAUUUGAGUGUUUUCAAAACGUAAAGACACAAAAAAUUUUUUGUAAUCAUUUAUUUAUUCGACGCAGUCGCUAAGAAUACGCACAAAUACAAAUUAGUGUUUAAGGAAAAUCAAUUUAUACAAAUUUCAAAUAUGGGUGCAAAAACGAGCACAGCCAAUGGUGGAAAUAGUGCGACCAGUUCGGGACCACAUCACCAACACCAUGUACACAGUCAACCGCACAAUUCACAAAGUCCACGAACCCGAACAUUUUCAUCGAGCAGUAGUUCGGCCACCGAAGUUAUACAAGGCGGCAAUUCAAGCGCUACUGGAUUUAAUUUACUUAGAUCAAUACCAGGCAUGCACGUUACGGCCACCAAUCAAUCGACCAUAGAUCGACAACGGGCCCGAAGCCUUUCAUCGGUUCCGGAUUUACAACAAAGCAAUGGAAAUGGAACAACGCAAUCCAAUUAUUUGAAUGCAAUUCCACAAAUCCAAAGUUCGAACAUCGAAGCGGUGAUACAACAAGCAACAUUGGCACAAGAUGCUGAUAGUAUAGCGGCCGCAACAGCUGGUGCCAUAGCAUUAGGACGCGUUUACACAGCCACAUCAUUGCCUUCACAUAAUGGUAUUUGGUCAUUAAAUGGUAUUAAAUGUCCAGUUUGCAGUAAAUUUGUGCUACCCGACGAUAUAGAAUGUCAUUUAGUAAUGUGCCUAACAAAACCUCGUUUAUCGUACAACGAGGACGUUUUAACAGAUGCCAAGGGAGAAUGUGUAAUAUGCUUAGAAGAUUUAAAUGCCGGUGAUGUGAUUGCAAGGUUGCCAUGUUUAUGUAUUUAUCACAAAGGAUGCAUAGAUCAGUGGUUCGAUGUGAAUCGCAGCUGCCCCGAACAUCCUGGCGAUUAGUUACUUUAAAUAUUUCAUUCCAUCGCGCUCUAUUCGGAUUCUAUGUAAAUCAAUUUAUUGAAGAUUGCGGUUUAGCGAAUGGAAAAACACAAAAACGGAGGUGACGAAAUACUGGACGAUUUCUUAGGAAAAAAAAUAAUAACAACAGAAAGAGAGAAAAAGUAUCGACAAUUUGAGAUUGACGAACACACUGUGCAAAACACUUGUGUGGAAUGAUGAAUAUGACGAAUAUAUAAAAAAACAGAAAAAACACUCAUUAAUUCUUAAAGGCGAAAUGCAAAUACAUAUUCGAUAUUAGAAAAGAGAGAGAGAGGAAGAAAAAAAUGAUAAAGUGAUACAUAUUUCUAUCAAAUGAUGAAUCAGUAACGGCUUUGGUUUUAACCGUAGAAAUUAAAAUGUAAGAACUAAGAAUUAGCCAAUUACAUGUACGUGUAAUGAGUAACGCUUAAGUCAAAUGUGAGGUAAAUUGACGAGUGCAUGUAUUGUGUGUUUUUAAUGUAUGACUGUGAAUAUGUUUUUAAAUGUGCAGAUUGAACGAGAGAAUAUUGAUACCGCUUAAAAAUACAUAAAUACAGAAAACUCCAGAGCAAAAAAAAUAUAUGGAAAUUUCAUUUAGUAGAGAGCAUGACAGCAACAGCAACGAAAUGAUGCGAAAAUAAACAUUUUUCGUGAAACGAUGUAAAUGAAAUACAGGUGGAGUGUUGAGUGUGGAUUUUUUGUCGAUGUUGUUUUGUUUUGACACAAAAGCCUUGCAACCGGUAACAUUGUACAAAAUUAGCAAUACAUAAAACUACAUUCACUUUCUCGAUGUCAAUGAUAAAAUGAUUUUACUCCUAUUGCCAUUAAUCAAUGAUAAUUUUCCAAUAUAAAAUGUGUUUCAUUGGAAAAGACUGUAAAAUUUGCUUUUGAUUGUGUCCACCCAUGCAUCAGCAGCUUUGAUCAUUUUUUCCAUUCAAUCGUUUCGGAUUAUUUGCUGCAUUUUAUUUUGAGGUGUUAAACGAUUUUUGUUCCCUUUUCAUUGCAUACUCACAACAUUUCGAUGAGUCAGUGCUUCUAAAAAAACGGACAAAAUUCGGCAUAGCAUUUGUUUAGCAAUUUUACAAUUUCAAACCAUAUGAAUGGAUGUGCCCAUAUAUAAGAACAAUUGAUCUGCGCUUUUCUAUACAACAAAACACACACAAAACCUAAUAUAUUCAAAUCGAUCAAUGAGCAUAUUUUAACCAAAUUUAAUUGUAAUAUAUAAACUGAUUUUAUUUUAUGUUUGUUUGAUUUUUCUUUUCGAAUUUUCGAAAUGGAAAUUACUUUCGCACGUAUAAUGCAAACAAAUCUAAUAUAUGCAUAUUGUAAGAGAUUCUUUUUUCGUUUCUCGUUCGAUUUUAAGUGCAUAAAUUUAGUAACAAAUUUUUUCAACAACAUACUUUUUAGGAAAACAUAACAAAAAAAAAACACAAUUGUUCGGAUUAAGAUAAUAAGACGAUAAAAUGACGAUGAAUUUAACUGGCAAUCAUUGAUUGACGACGAAAAAAAAACUCGAAAGAAAAUUUCACCUUUUUUGUUGUUGUUACUGUUGUUGGCCAAAAGUUGGUAAUUCAUUUUUCGAAUAGAAAUCAUCGACUGAUUCACCAUUGCAGGUCAGCAAAAUGAAACAUUUUUUGAUCAUUCGUCGAUUUAUCUCAAUUUAAGCGAUAAUUUCUCUAAUUGUAAUAAAAUUUAGAAACACGUGAUAAAUAAUUUAGUCGUUUAAUUUGCGAGCAUUUGUGGUUGAUUAGUUCUUUUUUUAAAAACAAAUUUUUAGAGCAUGAAAAUAUAUAAUUAACUUCAGCAACGAUGAUAAUGGACCCGCAGACAAAUUCGAGUCCACAAUGUUUUUGUUUUGUUUUUCUUUUUUCAGCUCGUGUUUUUAUACUGAUUUUAAUAGAGCAUAUAAAUUAACUCGCAGUUCCCAUUAUAUUUGGUAAUGGAAAACGAUGACAUUGCUCAUUCUUUUAAAAAAAUCGUCCAUCAUUUCAACCAUAAAUAAUGACGAUUUCGUAAAGAAGGAGUUUAAAAAAACAACAACAGACACAAGUAUCUCAUCAAUGACGACUGCAAUAGCUGAUGAUUCUUGAAUUAUAUAUAUAAUCGUCAUACACAUAAUUUUAAUAAAAAAAAAUUAUUACGAAUAUUGAUAACUGAUGAAAAAAAUGCAUGAAAAUCUGACAAAAAAACACACCCACACAACAUUAAAUUAAUCAGCCCAAUAUUUAUGGUCUUUGUAUAAACAUUAUUAUUAUUAUCGAUAUUAAAUGAAAACUAAAUACCAACAAAUUGUGAAUGUUAUUUGAAAGUGAAAUACAAACAAUGUAAUCAAUGAGAUAAAGUGAAAUUAAUUGAUAACGAUGUAAUAAAUUAAGGGAAAUAAACAAAGAAAUCAAAAAAAUGAUUUGUAUCAACAAUUUUCUUUUGAUUUAGCUAAAAAAAAUGCAGAAUUUCAUUCAGUUACCGGAAUUUUUACAAAUAAAAUUCAUAUCAAGUCAUUUUCCAUUUGUUUUUUAACUCAAAAAUUCCAACGUUUUUAUUGCAGCGAAUUUAGUUGGUCAAAAUGUCAACAUUUGAAGUAAAAGAAAUUAGAUUUUUUUAAUAAAUUUAGAUAAAUUCGUUGAGUACAUUUUUUAGUCAAAUUGAAACGUUCUCCAAUUGGUGCUUUAUGUCAUUGAUUUUGGGCAAAUUUUUCGAUUUUGUUUUAAAUGUCUCAAGUCAAUGUGGAAUUCGAAAAUUAUUAUCUAUAAACAAAAUAAAUUUGUGUGGCAAAAACGAAUAGAGAAACGGAAUGAAGAACGAAACUUAGCUCAGAAUAGAAUGCUUUUCACUACUACUAAAAAAUUAAAAAAACAAACAAACAUUUUUACGAUCUUUCAUAGAAUGGAAUGAAAAAAAGUUAGCAAAAAUUAAAUUGUCAUUUUGAGGCGCAGAGGACUGAAUUUGUUUUUAACAUUUAAAAAAA
This is a messenger RNA of Contarinia nasturtii (swede midge), 5326 nucleotides long. Its product is annotated as E3 ubiquitin-protein ligase znrf2. The transcript has 6 exons. The record is from RefSeq and is a predicted model, not a curated record. Lineage: Eukaryota; Metazoa; Arthropoda; Insecta; Diptera; Cecidomyiidae. Bases 1591 to 2343 code for a protein of 250 amino acids.